Molecule: messenger RNA, 537 nt
Organism: Saxophila tyrrhenica
Lineage: Eukaryota; Fungi; Ascomycota; Dothideomycetes; Mycosphaerellales; Extremaceae
Product: 1,2-dihydroxy-3-keto-5-methylthiopentene dioxygenase
Exons: 2
Coding region: 1-537 (178 amino acids)
Molecular function (GO): acireductone dioxygenase [iron(II)-requiring] activity
Source: RefSeq, a predicted model, not a curated record
AUGAAAGCCUACUGGUUCGAUAACCUCCCUGGCGACCAACGCCUCCCCCACGACUCCUCCCGCCCCGUUCCCCCCUCCUACCUCUCCUCCCUCGGCAUAAUCCACCACUACCUCCCCUCCGACCUCCCGGGCGUCGACGCCAUAGCCUCCGAGCGAAACUACAAGAAUCGCGACACCAUUGAGAUUUCCCCGACUACGUUACCGAACUACGAGGAGAAAGUCAAAGGAUUCUUCCAUGAACAUUUACAUGAAGAUGAGGAGAUAAGGUAUAUUUUGGAGGGCGGGGGGUAUUUUGAUGUGCGGAGUGAAGGAGAUGAGUGGGUGAGGAUUAGGUUGGAGAAGGGGGAUUUGAUGAUUAUGCCGGCGGGGAUUUAUCAUCGGUUUACUACUGAUGAGGAGAAUUACACCAAAGCGAUGCGGCUGUUCAAGGAGGAUCCGAAGUGGACGCCGUUGAACCGCGGGAAGGAGACUGAGACGAAUGACUUCAGGAAGGAUUACUUGAAGAUGAGGGAUGGGGGUACGGGUAUUGCUGCGUGA